AUGGCAAAUGCGACCACUUCGUGGCGUAUUUUUGAUGAAAUUACAUAUAAGAAAACAGAAACAUCUCCAAUCACUGAUUAUUCAAUUCGAUUUCGAGAUCCUAGCAGCCCAACGGAUGCCACCAGGAAACAUUUUGUUGCUAUGGCUCCAUGCGGAGGACCUAUUGCUUUUGUAUAUAAAACAUCGGGAAUAGGACCCAACGAUACUACUAAAUAUACCAUUGCUAUACAAAAUUUACCAAAACAUAAUGAUAAAUUUAAAGAAUUUGGUCGAGGUGUAGUUGUAUUUGUUGAUUGGACGAUUAACGAAGAUUUAUUAUUGGUAACUGAAGAUGGUAAAUAUCAUAUUAUUGAUAUAUUUCAUUAUAAUACAAGCAAUGAUAAAACGAUAACACUUAGUGAGUCUGUAUCAACAAUAAGUAGUGCAUGUACGUUCAAAACAAAUCAAGGAACUGGAGUUGUAGCAUUGAGAAAAAACCAAGAAGGCUUUGUCUUAGUAAAAAAUGUCUAUAGUCCGAUUAUUCAAACCAUAGCACUCAAUGUAGAUACUCGUUCAGUAGUAUCGGCAUGGUGUGUACUUGAUCAUGCGGAUAUCACAUUGGCUUAUGCCUAUGAUAAUUAUAUAGUAACAUGUAGUGCUUCAGCAUCACGACGAGAGCCACAAGCUAUUCCCGGUAUUACGGAUACGAUUGUUAAAUUAGUAUCGAGUAGUGAUUAUAAAUAUGUUGGAAUGUUAAAAGAUAAUGGUGACGUAUUAGUUGGAUUAAAGGAUAAUAUCGGACAAGCACAAGCAUUUACAGUAAAAUAUGUAAAUAGUAAUGAUAAAAAUAAAAUUACGGAUAUUGCUUGGUGUGCUUCGGAUACUAUUAUUGGUAUUCGAUCGAGUUCAAAAGCUUGGUAUGAUUUACUUAUUAUUGAUGGAAAAAAUUUACAGCCGAUGACAGAAAAAAGUCGAGAAGCAAUAAGCCAUGAUACUCUUUGUUAUACUUCACCGGUAUGGCUGUCGACAGAGAUCGAUGGUAUUCGAAUCGUAUCUGGUCGAACACUUGAUUUUUUUCAACGUUUACCACAGGAAAUAUUUAAUAUUUUUGCUAUUCUAUCGACUAGUCCAGGUGCAAAACUUUUUUCGGCUUAUAUGGAUUAUAAAUAUGAAAAUCAAAUGGCUGAAAUGUUACUUAAUGAAUUGAAAUCAUCUGGAACAACAAAUGGACUUGAAGAGGCUGUUAAACAAUGUAUUGCAGCAGCGUCCCAUGAGAAUGAUCCAUCUAUUCAAAAACUUUUACUGAAAGCUGCACUAUUCGGUCGUUCAUUCCUCUGCGUUAAUUUAAAUAACCCAAGAGGUUCAAUUCGUCCAACUGUCCAAGUGAUCAAUGACUUGUGUACAAAUGUAAUUCGUGAUUUACGUUUAAUUAAUAAUCUACAUCAUAUUAAUAUUUCUAUGCCACUUACAUUUAAACAAUUUGAAUUGAUUGGUACAAGUAUUCUGAUUGAUCGUUUACUUCGUCGUAAUUUACAUGAAUUUGCUACGAGUGUAACAAAAUUAUUACGUAUGCCUGCCGAAGAAGGGGAAAAUCGUAUUUUAGUGCAAUGGGCAGUUCAACAGCUUGUCAAUCCUUCGAAUACAAAUGAGGAAGCGAUUGCAAAUGCAAUCAAAAAACAUCUCGCAAAUGUACCUGGUAUACCAUUUAUUGAUAUUGUUAGAGAAGCAUUUAAAUUAAAAAAAUUUAUUGUUGUUAGAAAAUUACUUGAUGUUAAAGUUAGUUUAAGAGAUCAAAUUGAUAUGUUAUUAAUGUUAAACGAUAAAGAAGAAGCCUUGACAAAAGCACUUUCAAGUGGUGAUACUGAUUUAGCUCUGUUUGUUCUUAUGCGUAUUAAAUCAAGUGAAUCCUUGAGUGAUUAUAUGCUUCGAUUACAACGGGUGAAAUCAUUACCAUUAAAAUUACAUUUACAAUGUUUGGAAGAACUUGAACGAAACAAUUUCCAUGCUGAACUAAUCAAAAAGAAUCCUGACGAACGAGAACGUAUUGCCUAUUCACAUAUCAUUCAACGAUUUACAACUGCCCUCACAAUACCAGAUCAAAAAGUUGAAUUAAACAGUGCAUCGAAAUUAUUUCGUGAAGCUAAAAAUGAUACAGUUGCUCAGCUAAUUGAUGAAGAAACUCGAUUAAUAAUUAAACAAGAUGAAUUAGAAAAAAAAUUAUACAACGUUCAAUUAAAAGGUUUAUCUUUAGUUGAUACACUUGAAGCAAUUUUAAUUAAUUACGAAAAAGAUGCAGAUACGUUAAGAAAAGACUUUAAUCUUAAUGAUAAAAGAUAUUGGUGGAUUAAAAUUCAAGCCUAUGCGAAAAAAAAUGCCUGGGCACAGCUACUUGAGUUUGGUAAAAAACCAGCAUCACCCAUUGGAUAUGAGCCAUUUAUUGAUGUCUGUAUUCGAUCUCAACGUCUUGAUGAAGCUCGUCGUUUUCUUGAUCGAUCUAUUUAUUCAUCAAAACUUGAUGAAGAACGUCUUCCUUUUAUGUUUGCCAAAGUUCAGAUGGCUGAUGAAGCAAUUAAUUCUGCAAUAAAAUUAAAAUCCAUGGAAGCUUUGCAUUUUAUUGAAGCAAAAUGUCAAUUAAGCGAAGCCAAUUCAACAAGGAUUCGACAAGCAAGAGAAAAAAUACAAGAAUAUGAUGAUAAUCCAUUAAAAAAUGUAUUUAAAAUAUUUAAUCGUGGAAAUCGAGCCGAUGAAUGA
Molecule: messenger RNA, 2730 nt
Organism: Rotaria socialis
Lineage: Eukaryota; Metazoa; Rotifera; Eurotatoria; Philodinida; Philodinidae
Source: the annotation of a GenBank genome assembly